AUGGACAAAAAGCCAUGGAAAUAUCCAUUAGCCGUCUCGCCCUCUGAUCCCUCCUCAAUUAUGGCCUUUCCGAAGUCGUUUGCAAAUCACUGUGACAGCUUCGCUUCCUUUGACCCUGAUGACUACCUCGACAUCCAUGUUCCAAAAACAUUUGCCACAACUGUUUCUACUUCAGCUCCUGCUCCUGAUGCUACCAGUCUUCUAGAUGUUAGCCGGUAUUCUGGCAACCCAAGCCAUUCAAACACGCUAGACGGUUCUAGCUCUGCUCCAGCUAAUCCAACCUCUGCCCUAACUACAUCGAUCACGAGCAAUCUGCAUCCUCCUACAACACUGGACAUCCCUGAAGGCGAGGGUGAGGCUCUCCCACGCGGACAACCACGGCGUCGACGCCAAGGCUCCUCGGAGCGUGAUUACUCUGAGGAAAUCCGCAAUCUUAACAAAAAGCGCAAGCGCACGGGACAAGCCUGCGACCGCUGUCCAGUCCGCAGGUUUGCAUGCGACCCCAGCCCUGAGGGGUGUGGGAAGUGCACGGAACAGGGCUUGGAAUGCAAGAUUACCGAUAGUGUGACAGGGGAAACUUACGUUCGGGGUGCAGCGGGGGCGAUGAAGGCGGAGAUUGAGGUUUUGAAGGCGCGUAUUACGGCCUUGGAAUCCGAGAAUGCGCAGCUACGUACCCUUUAUGGGCUCAUGCCUGGGGUCGAGCACCAGUAG
Molecule: messenger RNA, 711 nt
Organism: Penicillium daleae
Lineage: Eukaryota; Fungi; Ascomycota; Eurotiomycetes; Eurotiales; Aspergillaceae
Exons: 2
Coding region: 1-711 (236 amino acids)
Biological process (GO): regulation of DNA-templated transcription
Molecular function (GO): zinc ion binding; DNA-binding transcription factor activity, RNA polymerase II-specific
Source: RefSeq, a predicted model, not a curated record